AUGUAUUGGCGCAGUUAUUUGAUCCGUGUGCAUUGGCGCAGUCAUUUGAUCCUUUUUAAGGACCCAGCUAUGUCAGUGGGAGUACAUGAAAAAGAAAUCGAGAACCAACAUAAUAGUUUCAAAGCUGGAGUUUGUUGCCAGCCAGGAAGUGCUCCACACUUGUUAGUAAUACCUUCAUCCCUCUUGUUUGCAGCACUUGUUCCAAAAACUGGCUUUCGACGUGACAUUGGAUUAUCGCUUCAAUUAAUCAGACAUACGGUCGGUUUUGUGCGAGUUCCAUUUUUCGAUGUUUUUCCGCUGUUGAAUAUUGUAGGCUGGUUUGACCAAAUAUUUGAAUUAAAAAUAUUUUAUUCGGAACCUGUGAUUCCGAGGAUUCGCGUUGUUGUUGAGAGGACUAACAUGAAAAUUCGACUACAAAGUGAUGUUGAACUCACCGACGUGGUGCAGAAGAAUCAAAGUCCAGCGAACUUUCAGCUGUUUAACCUGAUCGGAAAUUUCCAACAGCCUGAACUUAUCGGAAAUCUCGAAGACUGA
Molecule: messenger RNA, 534 nt
Organism: Cercopithifilaria johnstoni
Lineage: Eukaryota; Metazoa; Nematoda; Chromadorea; Rhabditida; Onchocercidae
Source: the annotation of a GenBank genome assembly